Messenger RNA from Talaromyces rugulosus, 531 nucleotides. RefSeq lists its product as uncharacterized. The record is from RefSeq and is a predicted model, not a curated record. The transcript has a single exon. Bases 1 to 531 code for a protein of 176 amino acids. Lineage: Eukaryota; Fungi; Ascomycota; Eurotiomycetes; Eurotiales; Trichocomaceae. Gene Ontology annotation, biological process: polyketide metabolic process.
AUGAGUUCUUCUAACGAUCCCGCCGGCACUACUGCCAAAGAUUCUGGAAAACCCAUCCCAAUCGUCGAGAUAGACCUCAAUCCGGCCAACCUUAGUCCUAAAAAGAACGUCGUCCGCAGAUUUUACAAGGACUUGUGGGACAAGCAUGACACUUCCAUCAUACCCGACCUCAUCCACCCAGAUUUUACUUUUCGGGGCUCUCUCGGCCCAGUCCUAGUCGGCCACGCAGAAUUCGCAUCGUACGUGCGCUGGCUCGUCGGCAUUCUAGACUCGUAUACAUCCGAUAUACUUGACCUAGUCGAGGAAGAAAACAAGGUCGUUGGCAAGCUACGGUUUCACGGAAUCCAAAAGGGUCACCUAUUUGGACAGCCACCGACGGAGGAGUGGGUGUGGUGGAUUGCCGCUGCGAUUUUCACGUUUGAGGGUGGCAAGAUCAAAGAUCUGUGGGUUUUGGGCGAUGUAUACGGCUUGUUGGGACGGCUGAAGAGGUCUGACUCGGAGAUUGAAUUCGUGCCGGACGGUACUGUUUGA